AGUGUGAUGGGGGAGAGAUGAGGCUCAGUCUGUCCAAAACAAGGAAAUCCUCAUGCGAGUAAUGGCGAUACUUCCAGCAAACUCGCUGUACUUCUGCUAACACCAGCCUGCUUGUUAAUUCUUCUCAUACUUGACCCGUGGAACCAGCGUAGCCAUGUCAUCCCGAGUGUUGCUACGGCAACAGCUGAUGCGGGAGCAGGCGCAGGAGCAGGAAAGGAGGGAGGCGCAGCAGCAGGCGUCUGUCGCUCAGCUCCGCUCAACAGAUUCCACUCCCGCCAUCUCCGUCACGGUGCCACCCAUGGCUGCCCGCCCUCCUCCAGCUCAAGUACCGGUGGAGGUUCUGAAGGUGCAAACUCAUCUUGAGAACCCAACUAAAUACCACAUCCAGCAGGCUCAGAGGCAGCAAGUGAAGCAGUACUUGUCCACCACGCUAGGCAAUAAAGUUGCCACACAAACUCUUGGUGUAUCACCUGUCCCGCAGUCAAACUCUGCUCCAGAGAUGGGCCCUUCUGCAAGCAGUGCUCCGAAUAGCCCAAUGGCACAUCUUAACCUGGGCUCCAACAAAGAAGAGAUGGAUGAUGUAAUUGACGACAUCAUCAGCCUUGAGUCCAGCUUCAAUGAUGACAUCAUGUCACUGAUAGAUUCUGGCCUACAACUCCCGAACACGCUACCAGGUAACCUUCUGGAUGUCUACAGCAGUCCUGGCAUGGCAACCUCCAACAUCAACGUCAGCAAUUCCUGUCCAGCAGAUCUGCCCAACAUCAAAAGGGAAUUUUCUGGUAAUGUUUUACUCAACAGCCUUCUUCACAACCAGUGUUCCAUUGGUUUCAACUGUUUGUUGUGUUAUGAAUCUACAGUAUUUUGUAGUAGUCAUAAUAGCUGUUUAUUGUCAGACACAGAUGCCAGAGCUUUCAUGAAGGAGAGGCAGAAAAAAGAUAAUCACAAUCUCAUUGAAAGGCGGAGAAGAUUCAACAUAAAUGACAGAAUAAAGGAAUUAGGGGGUAUGAUACCCAAAUCCAGUGAUCCGGAGAUGCGUUGGAACAAGGGAACCAUUUUAAAGGCUUCUGUUGAUUAUAUAAGAAAACUUCAGAAAGAGCAACAGAGGGCCAAAGAGAUUGAGAUGAGGCAAAAGAAAAUGGAACAAUCCAAUCAGGCCCUGCUGCUCCGCAUACAGGAAUUAGAGAUGCAAGCUCGUCACCAUGGCCUCAACACAGCUGUGUCUCAAGGCCUGAGCACAGAUGCUUCCUUCCUUCAGCAACAGCUACUACAGGCGAACCAGUCCAUGCAGCCUGGCGUUGGGGAAGGCCAACCUCAGAGCCACCUCAGCAUGGAUGCUGCCAUGGCACAGACUUCCCCCUUCCUCGCUAUACCUCCCUCCGGCUCCCCGGCUGCUGCGGCAGUAAGCGGCCCUCUCGAUCUGGAUACCUUUAGCUUUGCAGAUCUGGACGACCCUACGGCCUCUGAUCUUUACUCUGACGUGGCUCUCAGUGACAUUCUGAUGGAUGACAGCUGCACGAUGCCCACUGUCAGGUCUUCAGAUGUGCUUUUUUCCCCUGGAGCCUCCAAGACCAGCAGCCACGAUAGUAGUGUAAACAUGGAGGAUGACUUGUGACAGAACUGACCACUAUAUGUACGUUUCUGUGCUUUUCCUCAUGUGGGACGACGUGGAAUGUUUUAAAGGGACAGUGAGUUCUUAAAAUUUCUGUCAUCUAGUCUAAGCCUGUAUGACUUUCUUUCUUCUGUAGAACAUAAAGAAGAUAUUUUGCUAAAUGUCUCAGUUAGAGCUGCACGAUUAGUAAUGGAUCAAGUGGUCUUUAUGAGUGAGUCAUUGAAUCAUUCAUUCAAAUUAAUUAAACAUUUUUAUGUAGACUGCAGCAAUUAACAUUUUGUCAGAACUUCUAGAAAUGUACGUUAUUUUGUUUAGUUGUCUGUUUAGAAUCGUGGGGCAAUCAUGAUCUUUAUUUUAAACAAAAAAAAAUUGUGAUUCUCAAUUUAUCCAGAAUCAUGCAAAUCUAGUCUGUUGUGUUGAAGUCAAUGUUCACCAAAGCAGUUUGGUUACAAACUUUCUACAAAAUAUCUUCUUUUGUGUUCUGCAGAAAUUAUGGAUUUUUCAUUGUUUGGUGGACUAUCCCUUUAAAGAACAGUCCCUGUUGUUGUUCUCUUUGAUUCAAGGCAGUUCGUUAAAAAGAUUAACUGUAGUAUUACAGCGUUUCAUUGGCAGUCAGUGAUUGCAACACUCCCAAAUGUUUAUACCAAGUCUGAAACGCACCCAAACCGUUUAGCCUUUUUGUAGCUAAAAUGUAGGACGUUUUAGCCUUUCUAAGCCUUCCUUUAGCUAACUUCAGCUGCCAUAAGGUUAAAUCAUGUGACAUUUAUUAAUGUGAUAGAUGUGUUAUUAGACUCUGCAUUCAGAGCAUGCAAGUGCACAUAUAUGUUUUUGGAGUGUAGUAGUCAAUUUAUAGUCACUUACCAUACCAAAGGGAUGUUUCGGAGUUGUUUAAUUGCAAGAACUCAUUAUUUAUUGUUGAUGAAAAUUUUCAAGCAAUAUUUACUGCGUAUAUCAGAAAAGUCUAUUUUUUAACACUUUGCUUUACUUUCAGCCAAAUACUUGCAUAUGUACUACUAACUGGUUUGAAAUUUCUACUUUUUAUUUGUUUGCUUACAACACUUCCUUUUAAGCUUAGUUAAUUUGACCUUUUUCAAUGUUACAUUGCUAAACAAAUUUGUGACGGUGCUGGUGUUCAUACAUGAUUUUUUUUGGUGACACUUUUUCUAUGAGGUAAAAUUCAUUUGGUAACACUUUACA
Messenger RNA from Rhinichthys klamathensis goyatoka, 2806 nucleotides. It is a transcript of the gene tfe3b, whose product is annotated as transcription factor binding to IGHM enhancer 3b. The record is from RefSeq and is a predicted model, not a curated record. Gene Ontology annotation, cellular component: nucleus. Gene Ontology annotation, biological process: regulation of transcription by RNA polymerase II. Bases 155 to 1612 code for a protein of 485 amino acids. NCBI's taxonomy places the organism in Eukaryota, Metazoa, Chordata, Actinopteri, Cypriniformes, Leuciscidae. Gene Ontology annotation, molecular function: RNA polymerase II cis-regulatory region sequence-specific DNA binding; DNA-binding transcription factor activity, RNA polymerase II-specific; protein dimerization activity. The transcript is spliced from 8 exons.